This is a messenger RNA of Procambarus clarkii (red swamp crayfish), 3405 nucleotides long. NCBI's taxonomy places the organism in Eukaryota, Metazoa, Arthropoda, Malacostraca, Decapoda, Cambaridae. The record is from RefSeq and is a predicted model, not a curated record.
GCAGGUGUAGAGGUGAGGAGCGUGGUGUGUGAGGCAGGUGUAGAGGCGAGGAGCUUGACCUGACGGUGUUGAGCAGAUCAUGUCAGUUGGUGUCCUUCCCUCCCGUAGAUUCUUUCACUGGGAGAGCGCCAGCAAGCCUGCCAUUAACCGCUGUGGUUUUCGCUCCACCUCCUUCCCUCACCCAGCUACCAUUCCUCACUCGGACACCAUACUUGUGCAGCACGCUCUCUACCCAUGCCCACACCAUCACCGUCACCACCAUCCUCACCGCUCACGACGACGACACUUGACUAGCGAGUCUCCGCCUUGGCCCAGGCGCACAAGCGAGGUGCCUCCACCCUCACUUGCCUCAUCUUGGUUCACUGAUACCGCCAGUCUGCUGACCUCCGACUCUCUCAGUGGUGAGGGUUCCUUCUUUAGUGCUGACGCCACUAUUAUUACCCCUGACACACUCUUUGUUUCCUGUCGCACCUUCGUCAGCGGCAGCAUGUCGUCUGCCGGGGCAGCCAGAAGCACCAUUGAGAACAGCGGCAGUGGUCCAUCUACAGCAGCUGCUAGGGAGGUGAAACAGUACCUCAGCCGUACUUUGUUCCCUCGUCCCUCCUCCACUCUGCAUGGCUAUGCCUCGCUCUAUCAUCGUCUGAAGAAGCUGCCAGCCUCCCACAGGAAGGCUCGGCAGGCCAAGACGCAUGCGGCAGCAGAUGCUGCGUCAGAGGCCAUGCAGCAGGAGGCACAGCCACCCUAUGACUUGGACGACGUCGACCACAUCACAGAAAAGAUCCAUUCACCUCCCCGCAUCGAAAUCCAUAUUUAUGUGCCAACUGCUACUGCUGCAGCAGCCUCAGCUGCUACUGCUCCUGAGGGGGAGACUGCUCCUGAUCCAUACUGAUCACAGAACUAACGAAUCAUGUUUCGUGUGGAACGUUGACGUUAAAUCAACAAUAACUGAUCACAGCACUGACGCAUCAUGUCUCAAGUGUAGAGAAGUUGACAUUGCACAGAUAAAACAAAAGCAGUCUCCCACCAUAAGAGGAGGGAUGUUGAGACGACCUGCAAAGAAAUUAUGUUCUUGAACGAAAUGACCACCAUUUGCACCGUGAUGUUAUUGUCGGCUCUAGCAAGACAAAGAAAGCAGAGUUUGAUUAGUUCAGUCCAUGCAAAUGUUUGCUCUAGGCCCAAAGAGCUGUCCUGGAAUGGUCAAGGGGCUUCCAUUGCCAUAUUUAGAAUAAUGAACACAGUACACGAACGACCCAUUAAAGACUAUGCUGCCUCAGUUCAAUGCACGGACUUCUCCAGCGAUAUAUAAAGGAUUGAAAUCAUAUGAAAUGAAUCCAUAACAAUAAUUCCUGGUGUUGAAAUGACAACAGAAGUACCGAAGGUUAAGCAAGAAAUAAGUUUUCCUUGUGAUCUAAACAGGAUAAAAGAAAAUGUAUUGCUAACUUUGCUCUUAAGAAGAAAAAAGACCAUACUGACGUUUCCAAGAAAAACAGCAUUGUUCGAAUUAUUGGAGGAAACAAGAGCAGAAUAGAACUGCAAAAUCAAUCAGUAUGCAACCUGAACAAAUUGCACAUACUUCAGUGACCCCUGUCAGCUCUUAGCUGUAGAUAUUUAACUUCCUUCGGGAGAAGAGUCAUGCAUAAUUCCAUUAUACGAGAUGUGAAUGGAAUAGUGCAACAUAUUGCCACAAGAAAUAUACUGUAAAGUCUUAAAGUCUUCAUUGAUAAGGCAAGAAACAAAUCAGAUCGAGUCUUAAGUUGCUGGCCCUGCUAAUCCUACUAAUCGCAGGGCUGGAGGAACUAGUAGAUUAUAUUAUUAUUAAUAUAGUGUAAUGAGGAAUAGUGCCCCAAAAUGAAAAGCAUUGAUUGGGAAGCUAGUCAUCUCAAGACAAGCAUAACACAGACAGACCCGCAAUGAUGUCAUCUCAAGACAAGCAUAACACAGGCACACCCGCAAUGAUGUCAUCUCAAGACAAGCAUAACACAGGCACACCCGCAAUGAUGUCAUCUCAAGACAAGCAUAACACAGGCACACCCGCAAUGAUGUCAUCUCAAGACAAGCAUAACACAGGCAGACCCGCAAUGAUGUCAUCUCAAGACAAGCAUAACACAGCCACACCCGCAAUGAUGUCAUCUCAAGACAAGCAUAACACAGGCAGACCCGCAAUGAUGUCAUCUCAAGACAAGCAUAACACAGGCACACCCGCAAUGAUGUCAUCUCAAGACAAGCAUAACACAGCCACACCCGCAAUGAUGUCAUCUCAAGACAAGCAUAACACAGGCACACCCGCAAUGAUGUCAUCUCAAGACAAGCAUAACACAGCCACACCCGCAAUGAUGUCAUCUCAAGACAAGCAUAACACAGGCACACCCGCAUGAUGUCAUCUCAAGACAAGCAUAACACAGCCACACCCGGAAUGAUGUCAUCUCAAGACAAGCAUAACACAGGCAGACCCGCAAUGAUGAGCUGGUUUGCAAAUUCGUUGAAGAAACAAACCAGAAAACAAAGGAUCGGUCCCAAAAAUCAGUAGAGUUGUGAAACUGCCGCCACUCACUGAAGGGUAAACUGCCGCCACUCACUGAAGGGUAAACUGCAGCCACUCACUGAAGGGUAAACUGCCGCCACUCACUGAAGGGUAAACUGCCGCCACUCACUGAAGGGUAAACUGCCGCCACUCACUGAAGGGUAAACUGCCGCCACUCACUGAAGGGUAAACUGCCGCCACUCACUGAAGGGUAAACUGCAGCCACUCACUGAAGGGUAAACUGCCGCCACUCACUGAAGGGUAAACUGCCGCCACUCACUGAAGGGUAAACUGCAGCCACUCACUGAAGGGUAAACUGCAGCCACUCACUGAAGGGUAAACUGCAGCCACUCACUGAAGGGUAAACUGCCGCCACUCACUGAAGGGUAAACUGCCGCCACUCACUGAAGGGUAAACUGCAGCCACUCACUGAAGGGUAAACUGCAGCCACUCACUGAAGGGUAAACUGCAGCCACUCACUGAAGGGUAAACUGCAGCCACUCACUGAAGGGUAAACUGCCGCCACGCACUGAAGGGUAAACUGCAGCCACUCACUGAAGGGUAAACUGCAGCCACUCACUGAAGGGUAAACUGCAGCCACUCACUGAAGGGUAAACUGCAGCCACUCACUGAAGGGUAAACUGCAGCCACUCACUGAAGGGUAAACUGCAGCCACUCACUGAAGGGUAAACUGCAGCCACUCACUGAAGGGUAAACUGCCGCCACUCACUGAAGGGUAAACUGCCGCCACUCACUGAAGGGUAAACUGCCGCCACUCACUGAAGGGUAAACUGCCGCCACUCACUGAAGGGUAAACUGCCGCCACUCACUGAAGGGUAAACUGCCGCCACUCACUGAAGGGUAAACUGCCGCCACUCACUGAA